AUGUACCUGUUUCGUCCUGUAGUCAACAACCGGAUGUUCGUCAUAGUUUUCUUCUUCCACUUCCUGUUGAAGGCUAAAGGCACUGCGUGUUUGUUAUUUAGCAUUUGUUUAAGACGAAAUAAACCCUCAUCAUGGCUAUGCAAGCAGCAAAACGUGCUAAUAUUCGGUUACCCCCGGAGGUGAACAGAAUCCUGUACAUAAGAAAUCUGCCGUACAAGAUCACAGCUGAGGAAAUGUACGAUAUCUUUGGCAAAUAUGGUCCCAUACGUCAAAUACGAACGGGGAACACACCUGAGACCAGAGGAACGGCGUAUGUUGUUUAUGAAGACAUCUUCGAUGCCAAGAAUGCUUGUGAUCACCUGUCAGGAUUCAACGUCUGCAAUCGCUACCUGGUGGUUCUUUACUACAAUGCCAACAGGGCUUUCCAGAAGAUGGACACAAAGAAGAAGGAAGAGCAGUUGAAGUUCCUAAAAGAAAAAUACGGCAUCAACACAGACCCUCCCAAAUGAGUUUUUUUUACAACUAUUCGGCUUUCACACACCUUCAACUUCUCUGUACCUGUACAAAUGUUCUCUUUUUUUUUUUUUUUGGCUGUUUUUAAUUUUCAUGUUUUUUU
This is a messenger RNA of Oryzias melastigma (Indian medaka), 616 nucleotides long. RefSeq names its product splicing factor 3b, subunit 6 (gene sf3b6). The record is from RefSeq and is a predicted model, not a curated record. The coding region runs from base 132 to 509 and encodes 125 amino acids. Gene Ontology annotation, cellular component: ribonucleoprotein complex; cytoplasm; nucleus. NCBI's taxonomy places the organism in Eukaryota, Metazoa, Chordata, Actinopteri, Beloniformes, Adrianichthyidae. Gene Ontology annotation, molecular function: mRNA binding. The transcript has 4 exons.